This is a messenger RNA of Pochonia chlamydosporia 170, 1359 nucleotides long. RefSeq names its product glucose/galactose transporter. NCBI's taxonomy places the organism in Eukaryota, Fungi, Ascomycota, Sordariomycetes, Hypocreales, Clavicipitaceae. The record is from RefSeq and is a predicted model, not a curated record. The transcript has 5 exons. Gene Ontology annotation, molecular function: transmembrane transporter activity. The coding region runs from base 1 to 1359 and encodes 452 amino acids. Gene Ontology annotation, biological process: transmembrane transport.
AUGACUACCAAACCAUCUUUCUGGAAGAGGCGGUCUCUUCGCGUCCGUGAUGAUAGCAGAACUAAUGCUGCCGAGAUGACCUUGCGUCAGUCUCUGGUCCCCAUUUGUCUUGUUACAGUCCUCUUCUUCCUCUGGGGCUUCUCUUACGGUCUUCUUGAUACUCUGAACAAACACUUCCAGAAUACCUUAGGUAUUGACAAGUCCAGGUCUGCUGGUCUUCAAGCUGCUUACUUUGGCGCCUAUCCUCUGGCGUCGCUGGGCCAUGCUGCUUGGAUUUUGCGGCAUUAUGGGUACCGUGCUGUAUUCAUCUGGGGCCUCUGCUUAUAUGGUGUUGGAGCAUUGCUUGCUAUCGCGGCCAUCAAAGCCAAGAGUUUCGGUGCUUUCUGCGCCUUAUGCGGGCCGCCCAAGUUUGCCGAAAUUCGAAUCAAUAUUUCACAAGCCUUCAAUGGUAUUGGUUCAGUGGUUGCGCCGGUUAUGGGUUCAUACGUCUUCUUCAAUUUCCCCGAUAAUGAGGCGCUCAAGAAUGUACAAUGGGUCUACUUGGCGAUUGCGGCCUUCGUGUUACUCCUGGCUGUCGUUUUCUUCUUUUCUGACAUUCCAGAAAUCACUGAUGCGGACAUGGAAUUCCAAGCUUCGGAAGCCAAUGCAGAGGACAACAAGUUGCCUUUCAGAAAACAAUACAGAUUAUUCCAUGCUUCAUUUGCGCAAUUCUGCUACACAGGUGCCCAAGUCGCCAUUGCAAGCUACUUCAUCAACUACGUCACGGAGACACGGAAGGACACUACCAGCUCUCUGGCCUCUCAAUUAUUGGCUGGUGCCCAAGGUGCAUUCGCUGUUGGCCGUUUUGCCGGUGUCGGUCUAAUGCACUUUUUUAAGCCCAGAGCAGUAUUUGGCGUAUACUUGACUCUUUGCAUGGUCUUCAUUAUCCCAGCCAUUGCAAAGGGUGACAACACCGGUCUGGCAAUGCUAUAUAUUACUUUGUUCUUCGAGUCCAUCUGCUUUCCGACCAUUGUUGCCCUCGGUAUGCGAGGACUUGGUCGUCACACAAAGCGUGGAUCUGGGUUUAUUAUCGCUGGUGUUGUCGGUGGUGCCGCUGUACCACCUCUCAUGGGCUAUGUGGCUGACAAGUACACAACCCAACUGUCUAUGGUGGUGCCUCUUUGCUUUUUUGUUGGUGCCUGGACAUAUGCGUUUGCCGUCAAUGCUGUACCCUGGUACAAGAAUACUAUUGACGCAUACACAGCUGCGGAAGUUGGCGUUGAUCCUGCUACUAACGGUUCCAGUGACGUGGAGAAGCAGAAAGCCGUGGAUGGGGAUGUUGUAGUUGUAUCCGCACGUGAGCGAGGUCACUGCGUUUGA